Trichosurus vulpecula (common brushtail) is the source of this 1574-nucleotide messenger RNA. RefSeq names its product caspase-12-like. NCBI's taxonomy places the organism in Eukaryota, Metazoa, Chordata, Mammalia, Diprotodontia, Phalangeridae. The transcript is spliced from 11 exons. The record is from RefSeq and is a predicted model, not a curated record. Gene Ontology annotation, molecular function: cysteine-type endopeptidase activity. The coding region runs from base 25 to 1296 and encodes 423 amino acids. Gene Ontology annotation, biological process: proteolysis; regulation of apoptotic process.
CAGUAUCAGUGAAUUUUAACAGACAUGGCUGGACAAAAGCAGAAUUAUUAUCCAGUGAAGAUUGUGAAAUGCUUGAUCAGUACCUUUGUUGAUGGUGUUAUUGAUGACCUGAUAGAGAAGGAUGUUUUGAGUCCAAAUGAGGUGAAGAAUUUAGGAAAAGAAUUUUCUACAAUAAUGGACCAAAGUGAAGGCUUGGUUAAUACCCUGGAUCAGAUAAUUCAAGGAAGCAAAAUUAUUAUGAAGAAAUUAUUAUUUCCUUCUUUACAAGCAAAUUCAGGAAAUCAAAGAGAAGACAAUGCUUUGGCUCUUUUCCAGAAGUCAAAAUCAAUGGACAAAAUUUUAUCAGUUCUUUGGAGCAUAUGCAAUUCUCCAGAAUCUCUCCAAAGUUACCAAAAGAGACUGAGCAGCACCAUCUUUCAGUUCUUUAAGAAGCUUGAUUCUAAUGCAGCAAAGGCAACUACACUUCCAAACCAGAUCAAGCUGUGCAGACCAGAUUUCUACCACGAUCUGAAGGAAGCAAAGGAGGGAGAGAUAUAUCCAAUCAUGGAGAAGGGGAACCGUUCACGUCUAGCCCUCAUCAUCUGUAAUAUUAUGUUUGACUACCUCGAUGAACGACAUGGGGCUCACCUUGAUAUUUGGGGAAUGUGGAAACUACUUGAAAACCUUGGAUAUAGUGUGGUUAUCAAAACAAACCUUACAGCUCAGGAAAUGGAGUCAGUGUUGAAGGAGUUUGCCAAUCGCCCAGAACAUUGGUGCUCUGACAGCACCUUCCUGGUAUUCAUGUCUCAUGGUGUCUUGAAUGGUAUUUGUGGGAAAGCACAUAAAAAAGAAGAACCAGACCUACUGGCUACAGAUACUAUCUUCCAAAUUUUCAAUGAUGGCAGCUGCCCUAGUCUAAAAGGCAAACCCAAGGUCAUCAUUAUCCAAGCAUGCCGAGGGGAGAAACUUGGAAUCACAUACGCGAUGGAUACAUCAGAGACUUCAGCAGACACACCCAAACAACCUUUGCAAGAUUACUCAAGUAGUAAUUCACUGGAACAGAAGAAAUUGGAGAAAGAUUUCAUUUCAUUUUGUUCUACAACACCACAUAAUGUUUCUUGGAGAGUUGACAUAAUGGGUUCUGUCUUCAUCAAUGAACUAAUUUAUUGUUUCCAACUAUAUUCCUGGUGUUGUCACCUGGAUGAAAUUUUCCGCAAGGUCCAGAAAUCAUUUGAGAUUCCAAAGACCCUUGUUCAGAUGCCCACCAUUGAAAGGAAGUCCAUGCCAAGAGAUUUCUUCCUCUUCCCAGGAAUAUAAAAUUAAACAAUAAUACUAACACUUAACAGGAAUCCAGGUGAUAAUACAAUAUGUAGUCCUGAAGAACUUAUUAUUUCCAGAAGAACCAUUCCAGAUGAAAAAUUGUUUUAAAACCUGUGCCAUCAUUACCAUAUCUUUAAAAAUGAACAUUUCCAUCUCUGCUUUUUUGUUUUUUCCUUUUCCCCUCAAAUCCUGAAAUGCUCCGCCCAAGAAGAAUUCCAUUUCCAAAUCCUACUGUAAGUUGCAUACCUUCCAAGAAGUAAAUUCUAAUAAUUUAA